Molecule: messenger RNA, 369 nt
Organism: Protopolystoma xenopodis
Lineage: Eukaryota; Metazoa; Platyhelminthes; Monogenea; Polystomatidea; Polystomatidae
Source: the annotation of a GenBank genome assembly
AUGAAUUUCCACCGGCUCUUAGAGGACCCUCCUACUCACUCUGUUCGCUUGUCUGACACUGAAGGCGAUCGGCAUACCGAAGUUGAACGGCUUGCUCGUCUUAUUCGGCGUAUUUGCCUUGCCGAUCUUACCUUCGCCGGUGAAACUCAGUUACGUGGCAUAUUACGACGAGUGGAGACUAUAAAUCGAGUACACGUUGACGCUCUUUUAGCAGAGGCCAGACCACCACCUGAGACAGCAUCGAGGACGCGCAGACUCGUCUAUCUACAUGCACAGAAGAUAUAUCUUUUUCUGGGCGACCUUACCCGCUAUGCCCAAUUAAUCGCAGGGACACAUGAUUUCGGAAAAUCAAGAAGGUAUCCUCGUUAG